Physcomitrium patens is the source of this 3633-nucleotide messenger RNA. Its product is annotated as ATP synthase subunit O, mitochondrial. The record is from RefSeq and is a predicted model, not a curated record. Gene Ontology annotation, biological process: proton motive force-driven ATP synthesis. Lineage: Eukaryota; Viridiplantae; Streptophyta; Bryopsida; Funariales; Funariaceae. Gene Ontology annotation, molecular function: proton-transporting ATP synthase activity, rotational mechanism.
CAUGAUUGCAACUGCAACAGUAAACAAGCUAGCUUUUAACAAAUCACCAAGAAACGAAACUCAAAUUGUGGAAUUUGGCGUCUUUGUCAUUCCUGCAGCAGAAUUUCAGGUACCGUAUGUGCACUGUCAAAGAAAGCAACGGAAAGACCUUGCAUUAGUGGGAAAUAUCGCAGGAGCAUUGGGUGUGAGUGUUGAUUGUGGGUUGCGUUGCCGAGGCUGAAACGAUGAGGAAGGCAAUGCCAAUUUUCGGGAGGUUAUGUUGGUUAGCGGAGAGGAAGAUACGGCUUCCAGCUGUACCGUUAGGGUUGCGGGGAAUGGCUAAGGAUAAUAAAACCUGGGGGGGGGAUGCAUGCGAAAGCGGUGGUGCUGGGAAGGAAAAGCACAUCGAGGUGCUGCUGCCCAUGUUUGGUGUAGCUGGGAAGUAUGCGAGCGCUUUGUACGUAGUCGCAGUGCGAGGAAAAGCAUUGGACACCAUAAAGGCCGACUUAAUGCAAGUCACCGGAGUCGCCGGCAUGCCUGGCACUUUGUUCGCCGAGUUCAUGAAAGACCCAUCGAUAUCCAAAGCAUCCAGGGUAGCGACCGUCGAGGCGGUGUUCAAGGCGACAAACUUUCACGGCGUCACGAAGAAUUUCAUGAAUUUGCUUGCGGAGAAUGGGAGGCUCAACUGGGUACCAAAAAUUUUCAAAUGUUAUAACGAGCUGUUGAAUGCGCACAAAGGAAAGGUAGAGGUGUACGUGACAACGGCGAUGGAGCUCAGUGAAACCGACUUAGAGGAGAUCAAGAAGGCAAUGAAAGGAAAUGUUGAGAAAGGUCAGAAUGUCGAAAUUACGCAGAGAGUCGACAGGAGUAUUAUUGGCGGCAUUGUGGUUGCUAUUGGAGACAAGCACAUCGAUCUUUCCAUUGCAAGAAAAAUCACGCAGAUGGAGAAAGUUCUAGCUCAGGCCAUUUAAGAGAUUCGAUGAACUCUUUCUCUCUGUAUGCAUCCCUGCUUCGAUCUCAUGAAGCUCUCGCUCUCUCUCUAGUCAAGAUCAUUUGUGACGAUAUCGAUGAAUAGUGAAAUUAUUGGUUUCAAAUUCUGGGCCAGUUCAUGGACGGCAGCCACGGUCGUCGCCUUCUGAUCAUGAUAAAUAGUAAGCGCAGUGUACCUCUAAUUUUCAGUCAAAUUCCUCAGCGACAAAAAUUGUAAAUUGACUACAUCAAGUUUAAUUCGCAUGGACCUGGUCGUUUCAGGUAUUCGGUUAACAGUAUCUUUCAGUCUUUCACGGAUGGCAGAGAGCUGGCAACAUGUAUCGGAAUUUUAUUGCCUUGGCUGAACAGCUGGAUAAAUUCUGUAGCGCCAGAGAAUGGUCGUUUCUCUUUCCGUUCUACUGCUAUUUCUUUAAAUUUUUUUGUUAUUUUCCCAUUUUGAACUAUUUGAAAUUCUCAAAAUCUUUAUAUUUUCUGGAUAUUAUUUAUCAACUUUAGUCUCUCCAUCACAUGUGAAAAGUGAGUGUCCUGUGGCUUGUAAUGAUCCUCUUCCAGGUUGUAAUUCAGUCUUUAACUUGGAGAGUAGAGUUCGGUCAGUUGUGAAAUGCCCUGAAAGGUUGGGAUACAGAAAGUUAUUAAAGAGUGAUCUAGCAGGAUUGAGUAGAAUCGGUUAAGAAAAAGGAAAACCAGGAGUGAAAGUUCGACGCAAGCGGGGAGAUGGCCGAAGCUGGUGAAGGACAUGAAGAAUAAUUUGGGAUCACGAGUGUUGAAUGGUGCCUUGGAGAAGGAACCACGCAGGUGGGGUCCUGAUCGGCACCAGCAUGCACAAACUGAAAGUCUUGAAAUGGAAGACAUGAAAAUAAUUUGGAUAUUCAGUGACAUAACGUACUUUUUUCCUAGUUCACAGUAAUAAACAGUUUCGAUCAUUGCAAGAAACUAGUCUGAGAGGGGGAAAAAAAAAAUCCUUCAGCCCAGAUCUGGAAAAGGUAUUUAGGAAGAAUCUUAAGAGAUGCUGAAAGAUAAUACGUAAACAAGAUACAAUUCAAUCACAGAUGUAGUGCUAUAACUGAAUGGACACUGCAUAAUCACGUUGAUGGUAGGGAGCAUUGAUGGAGGCCACAUUAAACAAUAUAUAGUAAAAGUAGACUAUCCAACAAUGGAGGAAGUCGCUGGCACAUUAAAACUUGGACAAGAAAACAUGGAGCGAAUAACGUGGCUGUCCCACAACACGAAACUAGACACAGCAAGGAAUGUCCUGCUUGGAUAUGCUCAUGCGUCCUGAUUCUUCGGCUUUUGUGAACCAACAUGUCAGUUGUAACAGCCUCUCUUGUGCGUUGGUGCUGUUGAAGAUUGGUAAGUGGUGCCAAUGCGCUUAAUUGAAUAUGAAAUUGGGUGCUACAGAGAAUUUGGGUACCUUAGCCAGAUGGCAGAAGCGUGAUUGAGAGGAAAAGGGCUUACCGAUAUGCUUCUCUACAGAUGAAAUGUGCAUCAACACGGAGACUCGGAGCAUUGCAGCGUGUGGACGAGCGACGUAAUCCAAUUAUGGCACUUAUCGGUGCCCCCGCUUCAUGUGAACAGCAUAAAUCUCCCGCUUCUCGUUAUGUUUGCCUCUCAGAUCAGUGGUGCUUGUUCAAGUCAAUUAGAUGGAGUGUGUUGAAUCCUUGGCCGUAUCCAUGCCGCAAUCAGUAAAAGGGAGUCACGCUGUGUUGUGAGCACUGCAGAGCCAGCAUUCGUGAGUCGAUAGUGAUACAUAUAGAUUGCUUGCUUCCUUUUAUUGAUUGUGGUAUAGAUGCGCUUGAGUGAUACCUUGUGUAACCUUGAAACUUGAGUGUCAUUUACCUCUGUCUCUCUCGCUCUCUCUCGCUCUCUCUCGCUGUGUAUGUGUGAGUCUCUACCCCGUCCCAAUUUUCCCCCCGGGGGGUUAUCCCUCUGCAGACAUAUCGAGACCCUGGGGAGAUGCAGCUGCUGGUCCUGGUGCUGAACCAGCAAGUCCCCACCACCGCUCUCUCCUCUCGGCAUCACCAUCACCUGCUUGCUCCUUGGUCUUCACUUCUCCUCUUUGUCUCUCUCACUCACUCUCGCUCUCUCUCCCUAACUCUCUAACUCUCAGUGUGUGUGGGGGUAUGUGUAUCUCUUUCUCUGUGUCUCAUUGUGCAUCCUUUCUACUGAGUAGUUAAUUCCUUUGCGAACGUGCCUCCACAGUUCUCUGUGUGUCUGCCUGCCUUCCUCCUCAUUUCAUUUCCUUUUUCUUGCUUCCUGGUGUCACUAAAGUGCCUCGUACAUUUCCUGACUAUUAUCUACACUAGUAUGUAGUGUUUUAUGACUCGAUUAGCACUAUUCUGUUUAAUUCAUAAUAAUAUUUAAUAUUCCGUUUUGUGCUAACAAAACCUGGAAACAAACAGUUCUUGUUGCAUGAGCCUAAAUUACCUAUGCAUUCCAUUAGCACCACAGAUGCAUGGCAUUGAAGUAGUAAUUUGUCUGAUACAUAGUUUGAAGGAGCACCCUUAGAUUAGAAUUCCUAAAAUACUUCACAAUUCUAAUUCCAGUUAAAUAUUCACACAAUAUUUAUCUUUAGUUGUAACUUUUAUAUUAAAAUACGAUUGAUGCUGUUAGGUAUAUCCAAUCAUUACAAUCAUAGCUGACAUUCCAGCACAGACAAUGCAUAAA